Molecule: messenger RNA, 3471 nt
Organism: Aureococcus anophagefferens
Lineage: Eukaryota; Pelagophyceae; Pelagomonadales; Pelagomonadaceae
Exons: 11
Coding region: 1-3471 (1156 amino acids)
Biological process (GO): biosynthetic process
Molecular function (GO): calcium ion binding; pyridoxal phosphate binding; L-alanine:2-oxoglutarate transaminase activity
Source: RefSeq, a predicted model, not a curated record
AUGUUCGGCCUCCGGCGCGUGCUGCUACAGUCCUCCCGGCGCACGGCGGCGAUCCGCUGCGCGUCGGCCGUCCCCUCGGAGUACCAUGCGCCGGGCUCCCACUCCGCGGACCAGUCGCGCCGGGCCGCCUGGCGGUCCUACCUCGCGUCGGGCCGGGGCAGCUGCAAGCUCUUCGAGGUCAUCGACGUCAAUCGCAGCGGGACCAUCAGCGCCCUCGAGGUCCAGGGCUUCGUCGAGUCCGUCGGCGGCGAAACGUCGGGCGUCAACGCGACGGCGUGGCACGCGCUCGAGCUCAUGAGCGAGGACCACGAGCUCACCCUCGAGGAGUUCCGCAAGUGGCUCGUCGCCGCGACCAAGUUCGCGCCGGAGACCGACGCCAUCGUGCUCCAGUCCUCCAAGGCCGUCGAGGAGGGCGCGACGAAGGGCGCCUACGCGAUCAACGCGAGCAACAUGUCGCAGGCGCUGCGCAAGAUGCAGUACGCGGUCCGCGGCGAGGUCGUCAUGAAGGCCGACGCCCUGGAGCAGGAGGGCAGGGAGCAGCGCAAGGAGAUCCUCUACACGAACGUGGGCAACCCCCACUCCGUGGGGCAGAAGCCGCUCACGUUCUUCCGCCAGGUGCUGGCCCUCUGCGACCUGCCCGCGGAGCACGGCGUCGACCACCCGAACGCGUCCGCCAUGUUCCCGGCCGACGCCAUCGCGCGAGCUCGCGACAUGCGCGCGGCCAUCGGCGACGCGGGCACGGGGUCCUACACGAACUCCCAGGGCAUCGCCCAGUUCCGCGGCGACGUCGCGCGGUACCCCAUCUACUCGGCGCUGGUCGCCUUGCUCGGCGGCCGCCAGGUCGGCUACGAGCUCGACGAGGACGCGGGCUGGGAGGUCCACGUCGAGACCCUCGAGACGCAGCUCGCGAGCGCCCGGGCCGACGGUCUCACCGUGAAGGCCCUCGCGCUGAUCAACCCGGGCAACCCGACGGGCCAGGUCAUGUCGCGCGAGGCGCUCGAGGGCGUCGCCCACUUCUGCAAGCGCCACAACAUCGUGCUGUUGUCGGACGAGGUCUACCAGCGCAACGUCUACGCCGACGACAAGGAGUUCGUGUCCAUGAAGAAGGUCGCCGUCGAGUCGUGCCCGGACCUGGAGCUCGUGUCGUUCCACUCGACGUCCAAGGGCUUCAUCGGCGAGUGCGGCCGCCGCGGCGGCUUCAUGGAGCUCUACAACGUCGACCCCUACGUCCACUCGCAGAUCUACAAGCUCGCGUCCUCGGGCCUCUGCUCCGGCGUCGCGGGCCAGAUCAUGACGUCCCUGAUGGUGAACCCGCCCGCGGAGGGCGACGCGUCCUUCGAGAGCCACGCGGCCGAGGAGUCGGCCAUCUUCGAGUCUCUCAAGCGCCGCGCGGCGUCCCGUGGCCGCGACGAUUUUCGAGAGACGCGCCGCGCGACGCUCAUGGUCGACGGCCUCAACUCCAUCCCGGGCGUGUCCUGCCAGCCGGCCGAGGGCGCCAUGUACGCGUUCCCUUCCGUCGAGCUCCCGCCGAAGGCGAUCGCCCACGCGCUCGCGACGGGAACGUCGCCGGACAACCUCUACGCGCUGUCCCUCCUCGAGCAGACGGGCAUCUGCGUCGUCCCCGCGAGCGGCUUCGGCCAGGCCGAGGGCCGCGCGGGCUUCCGCACGACGUUUUUACCCUCGGAGGAGGCGCUCGGCGCCGCCGUGGAGAAGCGGCCCGUGGGCGCCGGGCCUCCGCCGGACGACGGGCCUCCGCGUCGUCCGCAGCGCGACGCGCGUCUCGCGCCGCGGCGCCGCGGCGCGCGCCGUCGGCCGCGCGGCGUCGGCCAUGCCGGCGCGGUUGACGAGGUAGUCCGCGCCGGACCAGAGCGUCGUCGCGGCGACGCCGCAGCAGAGCGCGUCGACGUGGUGCGGCGCGAUGCCGAGCGGCGCGGCGAGGGCGCAGCCCUUCAGCAUGGCCGUGCCCAGCAGGCCGAACUGGAGGGCCGGCCUCGACGGGUCGCGCGCCUGCCGCAGCUUGUAGCGCGUGCCGAGGAUCAGGCCCGCGUCGCGCGCGACGACGAGCGCCGCGAGCUGCCAGGGCAGCUCGCCGCGCGCCGCGAGGGGCACGGCGAGCGCCGCGACGAGCGCCUUGUCGGCCAUGGGGUCCAAGAACUUGCCGACGACGGACGUCUGGUUGUAGUUCUUCGCUAUAUACCCGUCGAGCCAGUCCGUGAAGGCGAGGCCCGCGGUGGCGGCGACGGCCCAGUCGUGGUGGCCCUCCCAGACGAGCCAGCCGACGCCGGGCGCCGCCGCGAUGCGCAGCGCCGACAGCGCGUUGGGGAUCGUGUACCGGCAGGUACGUCUAAGGAAGGCCCCAGCAAAGUCUCACGCCCAACCGUGAGGGUGUUGCAGCGAUCGGAUGGCUGCCUUCGUGGACCCUCCGAAGCGCUCGCAGCAGCCGCCGUAGUCGCGCGCGGCGCGGAAGGCGGUCCCGUCGACCGACCUCCACUGGUUUGCACUGCGGAGCGCACGGGCUGGUUUCGCGACGCGUUCGGCGUGCCGUUUUGCGAUGGGAGCUGCUUUGUAUAUGUCUCGACGUGUUCCAACCCGCGGGUGCGCUGGGAGACGGAUUUCGCACGCGCUCGCGACCUCGACGCGGUGGCGCGAACGCUGUACCGAGAUCAUGACGUGCUUUUGUACGUCAAAACAGACUUCUCCGAGAGCGCGCGAGCUACGACGGCUGACGAACGGGCCCCUACGACUCGCCCAAGGUGUCGGACGCGUCCCUGCGACUCGUUCUGGCUUGCCGACGGUUUCGGGGUCGUUUUCGGUGCCCGAGAGGCGCUGUUUUCGCCGACGAGAAAACGCUGCCGUCGCGCGCAUGGAUUCCAGCCGUUCCGCUUCCCACGCGCUCCAGAUAUGUUGCACCGACAACGCGGUGCAAAAGUAGUCGCGCGAACGCGGUCGCGCGCACUUUGCGCGAGUUCGGGCGUGCCAGGAGUCGCAGGGGCGUCGAUCGUGUCCUAUCGUAACCCCAUCGUCGCGCUGCGCAAGCGGUUCCGCGUCUUGGCGUCCGUCGGCGUUUUGGCAGCGUUCGCGGUCGUGUCGGCGUUUCGGCGCUCGUCUCGAACGCGCGGCCGCGGAGUCGAAACAGUCCCCGAGGGUGUUCUCGCGGUUCAGUCCGCUCGAGGCGUGUAUGGAGCAGACCGCGGUAACAAAACGGCUCUCUAUGAUGCCACGAGCGGCUCGGAGAGGUGGGAUCGACACGAUUUGAGCAUAUAUUCGUCGAGAGCGCGACCUCCGCGCGCCCGCGCGCCCGCGAUUCGCUGGAAAAAAGUAGUCAGGCCCACGCGUUGGGUCUAUGCGCCGCGCGUCACGGCUUUACCGCGCUCAAAUCGACGCGGUACAGCCGCCGUCUCGGCCAGACGGCGGCGGCGCCAGCGGCUGAAACAGGCCAAAAGGCAGUGCACUGCGGCGGCGAUCCGUUGA